CGAGCGCUCGGUCUUUGCUGGUUAAACAGUAACAGACAUUCCAUGCUCCGUUCGUAAACGAGAAAUUGCAUAACACGGAAAGCACGUGCUAUCCGUGGGUUCGCCACGGUCGAUUCGCGAUCGGCUUAUACCGAGGUUCAGUGCAACCAAGUGCAACCGAGCCGAGUUAGCUGGACACCGAGGCAACGUGCACACGACUGUACGCACGCCGAGUACCAAGUAUCCGUUGCGUACGUAAGAAAGCGAAUCAAGCGGCGAGCCGUGGAUAAGUCGGGAGGCAGCAUCCCGUGAACGUUGAGCGCGUUAUGCUCCUCUGCGAUCCGAUCGUCCGGUUAAAAGGCUCGUGUGUACGAUCCCGAGGCGGGGACGCGUGUUCAAGAGAGUAAGACCACCGGGCACAAAUUCGAUUUCGCUUCGAGGCACGGAGAACGGGCAGUGGAUAAACACGGGUAGAUGCUAGAAUCAGGUUGCAAGUGGCACGUGCGCACCGUACGUCGGUGUAGUGUACACGCGCUCGAUCGCCCGGUCGAUUCGAUCCGGUGAUUCCGGUUGCUUAAACUGUUCGCAUCGAGAAGAAGAAAUCGAGGAAGCGGAACACGGGACUAGCGGUGUAGAAGAAACAGAGGUACUAGGAGGCAAAGGAGAAUAACAGGAGGAGAAGAAGAAGAAGCAGGGUAGCAAGGAACGCGGUGGUCACGGGGGGACGAUGAGCGACGGGAUAGUCGGUGCCAUCGCGAUCAGUCUGUUCGGCAGCGAGAAGAAACGUCGGGACAGCAUGGACGCCGGUUACACGAUCCUUGGCAACGACGUCGACGUAUGCAGAAUGUUCGACCAGUUCUCCUACAAGAGGAACGAGGGUCUCGACUUUUCGCUGAACGUCCCGCAGCAUCAUCAUUCGACGUCGUAUCAACACAGCGGCUACGCCAUGGCUGAUCAGACGUUUCACACACCCAGUUUCGGCGACGAGGACUUUGACAUACCCGCGAUUCACCCGCACUCGCAUCAGCAUCAUCAUCAACAACAACAGCAGCAGCAGCAGCAGCAGCAGCAGCAACAGCAACCGCAACCGCAACAAUCUCAGCACGACCCGAUGCACGGGUACCAAGCACAGAUGAUGCAAACCGGAAGUGUCCAGCAAUCACCGGAUGGUUUGACCCUUGACCCGGGUGGAUACCAGCAGUCGCUCUAUAUGCAACAGGAACACUCGAUGCAACCGAUCAGCGUCAGCUCGACGUACAACAGUUCGCAAGGUUCAUACGCGAGUAUGAAUUCUCCGCGACAGCAGCAUGGAAAUCAGCAAAUGAUGAUACUUCAACAGCAGCAGCAGCAGCAACAACAGCAACAGCAACAACAGCAGCAGCAGCAGCAACAAAUGCACAUGCAGUACAUGCAUUCUCAGCAGCAGCAGCAACAGCAACAGCAGCAGCAGAUGCAACAGCAGAUGCAGUACAGGAGCCCGACGGGCGGCAGUCCGUCGGCGAUACAGCAGAAUACUCUUCCGGAAGCGAGCAAUACUACCACCAGCGAAGAUAGCGACGACAGUACUCCCCAUUCCGCAAUGUUGCGAUCGUGCGUCCAGGUCACAGGGAUUAAGCGGCCGUCGCCGGAACCGGCCGAUGUCGGAACAAAGAAUCAGAGAAAACCAAAGUCGCAGAAGAAAAAGAAGAAGAGGGAUCCUAAUGAACCGCAGAAACCUGUCUCGGCGUACGCUCUGUUCUUCCGCGACACGCAGGCAGCGAUCAAAGGGCAGAACCCGAACGCUAGUUUCGGCGAAGUCUCUAAGAUCGUGGCUUCGAUGUGGGACGCACUGGACACCGAGCAUAAGAACGUCUACAAGAAGAAAACCGAAGCCGCAAAGAAGGAAUAUCUGCAGGCCCUCGCGGCAUACAGGGCGUCCCUCGUCAGUAAAGGCGCUGCCGAGAGCGAGCAGCAGCAUCAGCAGCAUCAACCUCAACAGCAGCCGUCGCCGCAGCAGCAAGUUCAAUACGCAGCGUACGGGAAUUACGCUGGAAACGGUACGCCUGGGACCAUUUCGUAUCAGGUGUACAGCCCUCAACCGCAACCUCCGUCGCCUCAGCAGCAGCAUCCGCAUACGCAUCCGCACCAGCAGCAGCUUCAACAUCAUCAGCAAACGCAACAGAUGCAGGUGAAAAAGUCUCCCCAUCACUUGACUAUGCAAGGAAAUCCUCAGCAAGCGCAGCAGACUAUGAUGACGACUUCGAUGACGCAUAUGUCACAGCAGCAGCACAUGCAGCAGCAAGUUUCCCAACAGCAGUACAUGCAGAUGUCGCAGCAACAAGUGCAACAGGUGCAACAAUCACAGCAGCAGCAGCACCAACAAUCCCAACAGCAACACCAGCAGCAGAUGAUGCACACGAGUCCUCCGAAAACCGACUCGUUGUCGAGUCCUCCGCCGGUGGUGAACUCGACGAGCAUAGCCGGUCAGCGACAAACGUCGAACGCCUGCAUACGCCACGGGUGCCCGAAUCCGGCGGUGGCGAACAGCGAGUGGGAGGAUGAAUACUGCAGUAACGAAUGCGUGGUCAGCCACUGCAGGGACGUGUUCACCACGUGGGUAUCGUCGAAUCAAAACGCCCAACAGAACUUCUCGACGGUGAAAUAAGAUGGGAAACGAAAUGAUCGUCCGAAGGGUUUCCUAACGUAUAUUAUACACGAACAACUCGAGAAUUUGUACAUACACCCAUCUCGGCGAGAAGGUUGUUUGACGUCAGAUCGAACAGUCGAUUGUAUCGUUCGCUAUAGGUUUCGUUCGAAAGACUGCCUGCGUAGCAGCGCGACGCUCGUCGACGCGGAGACCGUCGCUCUACUUUUCCACUGAUCAACGAGUCACUCGUUUUUUAACGCCGGGACGAGCGACGUCGCUGCGUGACCGCGAAAGAGUAUUAGAAUCGCCAAAGUAGCCGAUAAAAUCGAGCUGUAGUUCAGAGAAACCGAUUGCCUCGUUGUCGUAAUCGAAUUACCAAGUAAUCGGAUCCGCGGGUGGGUGAGCGAGGCGGUCGCGUUCCUCGAACGUUUAGUUAGGGACCGUUUAACGAUAGAUCAAAGUAAUUUCAUAGGAGUAUAUUCGCAAAAUUAGAAGUACGUACCUAUUUAAAAUCUGAAUCCGCGUGGCAUCGUAUAAGUAUCUCGCGAACUUAUUUAUCUCGCUACGCGACGAAUUGAGAUUCUACGCCCGUUGGAUCAUCGGGACUUGGUGUAUAGUACGAUGUUCACGUCUGCUGGUGGUGAAACGGUGCGGGAGGUAACGGAGGAAAACGAAGUUUGAUCGUCACGAGCAGUAAUCGAUGACGCAACUUAUUUUUGUAUAAUUUUACAAAUUAUCGAAGAGUCGCGCUAGUGAUUCGGAGCGAAAUUGGAGAAGUACAGAGAGAAAGGGAGAGAGUGAAUGUUGCGAAAGACGAGCGCGACCGCCGUAGAAAUUAUCAUCUACUCGUCUGGUCGGUUCAAUGAUUUUAUACGUUCGCGUUCGCUCUUUCGUUGGUAUCGUAUUUUCUCAACGCGCGACGUUCACCGAACAAGUUGCGUUCUGAACGAGUUUUAGUUAGGGACAGACGAUAUGUCUCUGCAGAGCACAGCUUGUACCAGUUUCCAUCGCGAUCGAAACGAUUAUCGAACGAGAUUGACUUCUUUGACGCCGAGUAAAUACAAAUCAAAUUACGUUCCUAAUCGAUCGCUCCACAAUCUUUCACUGAAAUUUCCAAGUAUCUCUCGCUUACGUGCUCUUCGUCAACUUCUUUGACGACGACUUCCCGUCUCGAGAAACGGUGUGAAGUUUUGCGCGUCCAACAAGAAUCCAUCAGUUUUUCAAAGGAAGAUCUUUUCUUUUCGAUCACACGGAAUCCUGUACAUAGUAACGAGUGGGAGGAAGGAAAUAUUCCAUAGCUCUGUAAGUCUCUACAAUGUAAACAUAAUCGACAUAGUGUAACAUAUUGAUCCACACGUACACGUAAACGUAUGUCAUAUAGGAUCACAUAUAUAUAAAUAUAAAUAAUAUAAAUGUAAAAAAAAGUACGAUCGGGUCGAGAAAACCGGCGAGGUCGUGCGUACAUGUAUACGUAUACGCGUAUGUAUAUAUAUAUUUACAUAUGUAUAUGCACGAGCGAUAAGACGAAACGCGUUAGUCUCGCGGAUCGUUCCCGGAUGUAAAACUCUAUAAGCGUAGACGAUUAAUAGAUUGGUCUGGAAAUUGGUCGAACAGAGUGAGAGCGUGGCAAGUUUUCCAGGUUUAUUUAGGCGCAAUUGCGAACGUAAAAUAUAUACAAAAAGAAAUGUAUACUGUGUGAAAGAGGGGAGGAAUCAGAAAAAAAAAGAUAGAGAAAAGUCGAAGAGAGAGAGAAAAGAAAAUAAAAUUUAAAAGAUAUCCAACCAAAUAUGAGAGAGUACGCGUUAACGCGUUGUCACCCUCGUGUUACCGCAGGCGGGAGAAACGAUUCGGUUCUAUCCUACCUGCUUGUGGAACAGAGUCCGAAAGAGAUGGAAAACGGUGGGGAGGCGAACUCUUGACCUACACUACGUAAACCGGAACCAGCCGUCUCGGAUUCCUCUCGGCCCGUUUCCUACGGGAGUCGACACUCCAGUUAGGACGGAGCCGGCUGGAAGGAAUACGAUCAGAUGAGAGAUGCACUCAUUGGUAUACGUAACACAAUGACUAUAGUUUUUAUUUAAAAUUACUUUACGAGGUACAUUUAUAUACAUAAAAAAUGUAUGACUGAUACAUUUAAGCUUACGCAAAUAUGGACAUAUCCGUACACGUGCAAUAACGUAAUCGUAACAAUUUUCCUUACGUUUUCAUCCUUUUACAUUUUACUUCUUUCAGCUUUUAGUUUUCAUUUCGCAUAAAUCCUGUUCUCUCUCGAUCAACGUUAGAAAUCUUUUUUUCUCGAUGCGAUGUGAUACGAUACGAUCAAUUCAACGACUUUAUACCUAACAUGGUAUCGCUCUUUUACAAAGCGACACCGGAAUGUUGCAAGUUCUCCUUUGCCCGAAACACGAAUAAAUUUUUUUCUCGCAAAUAACGUCAACAACAAUUUCGUAACGGGUCGCCGUGCGAGAUCUUAGAAUCGGUCGGCGAAACGAGUCAUGAUCGGUCGAGUCAGAUAAUGGUAAAAAAGAAAGGAGGAAAGGACAGAAAGAAAGGAGAGAACUCAGUAGACGGGAUAAAUAAUGAGUGAUUGCGAGCAGGAGAUCCAAAAUAAAUAGGGGUAACGCGAAUCGACCGAAAAUAAUGUUUCGCGCCUCGAUGCUUCCAAAAACUUUUUGGUAAAAACGUGGGACGAUACACGACGAACACUUGAGAUUCUUGCGGACACGUAGACAUACAAAGUACACAUGUAUUUUUGUUUGUACUCGACACGCUUCCUCCCUCUCUCUCUCUCUCUCUCUCUCUCUCUCUCUCUCUUGCAUGCUGCAUACACGAAAGACCACACGAGUACUUCUAUAACAGUUCGAUCCGCGUGCCGCAACCUUCGACGCGCAACACGCGUCCGGCGGCAGGUUCACAGAAACAAUUUGUCGAUCGACAGAUUUCACUCGCAUUCCUUUUUUUCGUAAAAUGCACGACACAAAAAUAAAUGCUCCUAUUUCGAUUA
Messenger RNA from Ceratina calcarata, 5609 nucleotides. Its product is annotated as TOX high mobility group box family member 3. Bases 707 to 2623 code for a protein of 638 amino acids. Gene Ontology annotation, biological process: regulation of transcription by RNA polymerase II. NCBI's taxonomy places the organism in Eukaryota, Metazoa, Arthropoda, Insecta, Hymenoptera, Apidae. The record is from RefSeq and is a predicted model, not a curated record. Gene Ontology annotation, molecular function: chromatin DNA binding. The transcript has 11 exons. Gene Ontology annotation, cellular component: nucleus.